GAUCUACCCAAAGGGAGGCGAGGAUUCUCGGAGCUGUAAGACAUGAACUCUCCUAUCGGCAUGGCACGGCAGCGGCAGCGAUAAGAAGGUCUCACGUCAUUUCACAGCCUGAUCACCUACCCCUCCCUCCCUUUUCCGCCAGCUGCAUCCUCACACCUGCGCAACCAAAUUACCAGGCCGAAAGCCAUCUCGUUUGGGGACUACAUCCAUCAACUUGCGGUUGAAAGGCUGUCAGAAUUCCUUUUCAACCUAAGCUAUAAUCCUGACCUCUCUGGUGGUCUUUCUCCGCGAAGAUGGAUCCCGCGAAGCUUACUGGCCAGGCACUCCUCAGCCACACCAUUCAGACGACGCCCAUUAUCGACAACCAUGCCCAUCCUCUUCUAGAUCUCGAUGCAAUUGGCCGUUACCCUCUUCUAUCAAUCACCACUGAAGCUCACGGCGACGCAAUUCACGCCUCACUGACCAGUUUGGCCCAUUUGCGCGCCGUCAAACAGCUCUCCAAGAUCCUUCGAUGCGAGCCGAGCUGGGAAGCCGUCGUGAAUGCCAUUGAGGCGAAACGCAUCGAGGACUACGAUGCCUGGGUCGCGGAAUGCCUCAAUGGAAUUGAAUCGGUUCUGGUCGACGAUGGUUUAGAUGGCGAGAAUGCGGUCUAUCCUUACACGUACUUCAGCGACCUUACACGCAGCCCUGCCAAGAGGAUUGUGCGCAUCGAGAAGAUUGCGGCAGACAUUAUCAAUAACCAUCUCCCCACGGAUGAAAAUGCUCCAAGAACCGCCAAAGACGCCGGGUCCGUGUUUGAAAAGGCAUUGAAGGCGUUUGAUCACAGCAUUGUGGAGGCCAUAGCCGAUCCAGAAGUCGUUGGCUUCAAGUCCGUGAUUUGCUACCGCACUGGUUUGGGUAUUCCCAGAAGACCAGACGCUGCUGCGGCUCGCAAGGCAUUCGAGGAGAUCCAUGAGAAACAUACCAAAGGCACUGACAAGGCAUUCACACGCGUCAAUCAUCGUGGGCUUAAUGAGUACCUGGUGCACAGGUUGGCUUGUCUCAUCAGGAAUGCUUCAGGCUCUGGCAAGAAGCCAAUUCAAUUUCAUACUGGCCUCGGCGACAACGACAUCACUCUCACCUCCGCUUCCCCAUCACAUCUACAGGAGUUCAUUCGCCAGUACCCCACGGUUCCCAUUGUACUCCUGCAUGCCAGCUAUCCCUUCAUGAGAGAGGCCGGGUACUUGGCGUCUGUGUAUGCCAACGUCUACACUGAUAUUGGCGAGAUAUUUCCGUUCCUGAGCAGAGAUGGCCAGGAAACUGCCGUGCGGCAGGUUCUAGAGUUGUGUCCCUGGUCUAAGAUAUUGUGGAGCACUGAUGGGCAUUGGUUCCCAGAAACCUACCUACUCGCCGUCCUCCAAGUGCGGGAGGUCUUGGAAAAGGUCUUGUCUGAAUAUUCCCGCAAGGGACACAUGACCUGGCGGGAAGCAACCCAACUCGUCAAAGACAUCCUCUUCAACAACUCCAACCGUGUGUACCAUCUCGGAUUAGAGUUCAGCUUCGAUGAAACAAUUGCGAACCCGAGGAGACUGUCAGGAAGAAGUGAUCUUGACAUUCUAGAAGCUUUCCUGGAUGGGAAAAAGCCACCUCAAUACCUGCGCAUCUACUGGAAUGACCUGACAGCAACACCACGAGUUCGCGCGAUACCAAUGCGCAAAGUUCUCUCUGUAAUGAACGAAGACGGUGACUUCUCCAUCAGUAUCACAAAAGCAAGUCUCGGACUGUUGCAGAACGACCACGUGGUCCCGGGGGCAUCUGGCACCGGAGAGUACCGCCUUCAUCCCGACUUCACCUCACUUCAGGAGGGUCCCAGAGAGGGUCAUAUCAGCGUCUUUGGCGAUUUCAGAGAGUAUGACGGCUCAGCUGUACCCUUCUGUCCGCGAUCCUUACUGCAAAGGGUGAUCGAGAUAGCUGCCCGACAUGGUUUGACCUUCAGUCUCGGAUUUGAGAUUGAGCUGGUUCUCCUCGAGCGAGUGGAUAACUCCUUCGAAAAGUACAAAACUCUUAGCAAUGACGGGCACGCAUGGUCUACCUCCCGCAUGAUGGAUCACCCUGUCUUUGCUAAAGUCAUUGAGAAGGCUGUGGCCGAGCUAGACGCCAACGGCAUCUACAUCGAGCAAGUGCACCCUGAGAGUGCGGCCGGCCAGUUCGAAGUCAUCCUUCCUCAGGCGCCUCCGCUCGAAGCAGUCGACACAUUGCUUUACGUUCGUGAGGUUAUCUCAAGCAUCGCCGCGGCAGAAGGCUACAGGAUGACUCUUCACCCCAAACCAUAUCCGACAGCUUGCGGCACCGCAGCCCAUGUGCACAUGUCAAUCAACUCCGCUGCGGGCUCUAAGCCAGAGACAUACAACCCAUUUUAUGCCGGUAUCUUAAGGCACCUUCGCGCGAUCACGGCCUUCACAUACAGCAACCCUGUUAGCUACGAGAGAGUUCAAGACGGCUGCUGGGCCGGCGGUCGUUGGGUAACGUGGGGCACCCAGAACAGAGAGACGCCGCUGCGCAAGAUUGAGAACAGCCAUUGGGAGGUCAAGUGCAUGGACGGCAUCGCAAAUCCGUACCUCGCACUCGCUGCACUCCUGGGCGCAGGCACACACGGUGUCAUCGAAGGCGAAAAGAUGACCUGGGGUGAUUGCGAGGUUGACCCUGCGUCUUUGACGCCGAAUGACCGGAAAGAGCUGGGCGUCGAGCAGAUGCUUCCUUCAGGUCUGCCAGAGGCGCUCAAAGCUCUCCGCGCGGACGAUGUCAUGAAUGAGCUGCUUGGUGAGGACUUGAUAGAGAGAUACAUCACAGUCAAGGAGGAGGAAAUGAGAAACCUGGAGGCUAUUAGUAGUGAUGACCGUCGACAGUGGAUCUUGGAGCGAUACUAG
Molecule: messenger RNA, 2906 nt
Organism: Colletotrichum scovillei
Lineage: Eukaryota; Fungi; Ascomycota; Sordariomycetes; Glomerellales; Glomerellaceae
Product: glutamine synthetase
Exons: 2
Coding region: 294-2906 (870 amino acids)
Molecular function (GO): hydrolase activity; glutamine synthetase activity
Source: RefSeq, a predicted model, not a curated record